UUUUCUGUGGAGAUAGGUGAACCUUCAAGAGGUUACAAUCUGGAGGUGUUUGAUGCAAACUUUGUUUUGCCUCAUCGUGGACCAAUAGGUAUAAUUAAGUGAAAAUCCCUUUCCCUAAGUUUGCGGAAAGAAAUUUUAUGAAGGAAAAGUCAUGCAUGAACCAGUGCAGCCCACUUCGGCCCCACUGAUGACCAGUCCAAAACGCUUUGUGUAUGUAAAAUUGCGUCUGGAUAAAAAAUAAUGGAAUUAGCCAUGAGCAUCUUAGAGGAUACUUAACAUGCUUUUUCAUUAUGUACCUGUACCUGUAUAUUUACAUGUACCCGUAUCUAUGUGUUUUGGCAUUCACACUCUGAACAGAGUUUAGUUUUGAUUAAUUUAGGACAAUACUAUGGCAUUAUUUUGUUGAAGUAUUUCACACUUGCAAACACCAAAAAGCGCUUGUCUGCUUCAUGAUUUAGAUCCAGAUUUUUAACAUUUGUCAGGCGCUAAUGGACUGGCAAACCCCCGGGACUUCCUAACACCUGUAGCAUGGUUUGAAGACAGAGAUGUGUCCUCUGGUUUCACAGUUAUCAGCAAAUUCCAGGGAAAACUCUUUAAAGCCAUUCAGGUUUUGAUUUAGAAGUACUAGUGGCUAAACUUCUUUGUAAAAUUAUACUGGUAAGAACAUUUCAUUGGACCAAUUUCAAUAUAUUAAAAUUUACCCUUAGCUCUGAGGCUUGGGGGAAUAAAACAAAAGAAAUCAUCUUGAGCUUCAGCAAUGAAUAAUAUAUUUUGUUUUAUUCCCCCAAGCCUCAUGGCCAAGCUUUUUACAUGUAUGAAUUUUAAUGUGCAGAACUUGGUUUAUUAUAGGCCCUAGGGGAUGUUAAAGGAAAUUGAGAAUCAACCUAGGUUAAAAAAAUUUAACCUGAAAUCAAAUUUGGCCUGUAACAUAUAUAAUAUGGUUUAUAUCUAGCCUCUGGAGGUACUGAGUAUAGUUUUGGACAUUGCUCAUCAAAGUAAGACCUUCUGAAAAUUUUGAAGGUACACAUGAGCCAUAAGGCCUACAUGGCCAUAGCUUAUCCUGGUUUCUGUGGCAUUAAGGACUAAAGAGUAAAAUUUCAACUCCUCCUUGGAGCUGAUGCUAGUGUCCACUGCAUGGAUAACUCUCAGCAGAAAGUUGUUUGCACUCAUUUUAUACUCUCCUGGAUGAAAGAAAAAGUAGAGCAAAGUUACUUCUUGUCUAAGGAAAUGAUGUGACAGCAAAAGGCUUGAACCCAGACCUACAAAUUCAGAGUUCAAGGUGUUAACCUCUUGAUCACCACACUUCCUGAGAAAAAGUGUGUUAAUUCAUGAUCAAAAACCCGAAUAACACACCUGUAAAUUCAUAGCUUAAUUCUGUUGGAAAUGACUCACACAUUGCAUUAUUGUCCCGCUCCUCAUUCCUCCACCCAUUUUUCAUUUCUUCCAUUAUUGUUACUUAUCAAAUACAGUGAAACCUCUACUAAGCGGACCCCAAUUAAGCGGACUCCCUCUAUUAAGCAUAACAGACAUUGCGCAAGUUUUACAACCUCUAUCAAGUAGACACCCUCUAUUAAGCGGACACUUGGGAAGGUCCCGAACGUGUCUGCUUAAUAGAGGCUUCACUGUAUUAUUAUUAUUUUGCCCUCUAUUCAUUCAUGCUUCUUUUGCAUGACUUGUUUAUUUCUUUAGGGUCAUUCCCCCUUUGAUGCUGUGGCUUGGUAUGGUAACUAUGCUCCUUACAAGUACAACCUAAGCUGCUUUAAUGUCAUUAACACAGUUUCAUUUGACCAUUGUGUGAGUAUACAUGUAGAUGCUAGGUGUUCUAGAUCUUUAUUGUGGAAGAUAUUUGACCAUGAAUCAUGCAUACCAGUGUCAUAUAAUGUUCCUCCAUACAGGGUCUAAUACUUGUCGACCAGUAGUACACAAUUUUACCAAUAAUACACCUCCAGGUAUUUUGAUUUGUAACGAAAGGACACCAUAGUAAUUGUGGGCGACAAGAGGAGCCCGCAAUCCUUAUCUCCAGGUUGUUAUUUUGCACGCAUCGCAUGUAUGUAGCCAGUAUUCGUUUCGACUUCUACUAAGAAUGAAUGGAUGCACAAAAUGUAAUUUGAUCACGCGCGUUUCAGCCUUCCAGCCCUCGUUAUCUAAUCAUGCAUGUUUUGUCACCACCUGUCAAGUGAAACUUACGCAAAGCACUGCAUUGGAGCAAAAGCGUUUGGACCAUUGAUCGUUGUCAACUGCACUCCCUAACCUUGGUAAUUACUAGUAUUACUUUUAAUUUCAGCCCUUACUUUAUACUGGCUAGAUCCAUUUUGUAAUAAAGAAUCCGAGAGUCUUCUGGUGUCUUGGUUGUUCAUAUAGAAAUAGAUUUUGCAUCUUGAUCCAGACUAAAACGUCUGGGUUUGAGAAAGAUUUUUAUAGACUUGGUGAAUAACUCAUGGUAAGCUAGGCCUUUUAGUAGGUUUAUAGCUGUUGAGUGUUGUGCAGACUGCUAGGACUAGCAGUCAAACUAAAUACAUCUUGUUUAACUGGGCAAAGAAAAUAAUAAAAAAAGAUGUUACAUUUGGGUAGUCAUCUGGAUGUGUGAUGUCCUGACAUGACUACAAACCCUAUAGAACUUUGCCGUCAUACAUGUAUAGCAUGUAUACCCCAUACACCACACACCUAGGUAUUAUAAUUAUUUAUUUCUCAUGCUUUAUUCGCAAGCAUGGAUUGAAGAAAGUAGCUGAAUUCCCAAUGGUGGGACACAAACCUGUGACCUGUCCACAUCAGAUCAUUGCUGUAAACAAAUCUUUUCAUUCUUUGUAGGACCCAUCAAUAUUCACUGUGUUGACAUGUCCCAGUUUAAAGCCCGGAGUUGCUAUAGCAGAUUUUGUCAUUUUCCACUAA
Messenger RNA from Porites evermanni, 2889 nucleotides. NCBI's taxonomy places the organism in Eukaryota, Metazoa, Cnidaria, Anthozoa, Scleractinia, Poritidae. The record is from the annotation of a GenBank genome assembly.